This is a messenger RNA of Striga hermonthica, 1196 nucleotides long. Lineage: Eukaryota; Viridiplantae; Streptophyta; Magnoliopsida; Lamiales; Orobanchaceae. The record is from the annotation of a GenBank genome assembly.
CACGUAGGGAGAAAGAAAUACCCAUCACACCACCUGGGGUGAAGAUUCCAGGGCUAACACAAGGUGGAUCUAGCCAGAUAAGGGCCACCGACACGGGAACUGAUGAGAACGAGUCGGCCAAAAUGACUUUUAGUUUGGGAAAGCGGUCUGAAAUGCUGGAGCAAGGGGCAAGGCCACCGCCCCAGGUCGAGGAGCAAAUGGUGACUAUGACGAGAAAUGAGAUGCAAAGAAUGAUUGCAGAGGCGGUGGCAGCCCAACUCAAACAGGUGCAAGUCGAGCAACCCAGGGUCGAACAACCUAGGAGGGAGCCACCUAGAGUCGAGCAACAAAGGCUCGAGUUGCCACCCCCUAAUCACGAGCAACAAGCCCAGUCCAAUGAUAGGCAGAUCCGGAGGGUGGAGGAAGAAGCGUCCUCCAUCAGGACCGCUAACCCGCAAGCGAGAGAUGAGACUAAUCUAUAUUGUCGAUUUCAUAAGGACUAUGGGCACAAUACUGACGACUGCAGGCACCUUACAGACGAGAUCGAAAGGCUGAUUAGGGCAGGGCACUUAAAAGAAUUCAUAUACAAGGAUCGGGAAAAGUCGAGCAGGAGAAGAGAAAGGAGCAGGAGCCCUCGCAAGAGGGCGAGAACGCCGGAUAAAGAGGAUCUCCCACAAAAAAGAGGAACCAUACAUAUGAUAUUUGGAGGAUCAACUGAUGGAGAUUCGAAUCGAGCAAGGAAGGCGUAUGCCCGAGGGCGCCACGGGAAAGUCGAGGUACAACAGGUCGAUGAGAAUGGGCCAGUAAUAAACUUCGGUCCAGCAGAUGUGGGAGAGGUUGAAAGACCUCAUAACGAUGCAUUGAUGAUAACUUCCCAGAUAUCGGGAUGUGAAGUGCAGAGAGUGUUUGUCGACACUGGGAGUUCUGUGAAUGUGAUUUUCUACGAUUGUCUCAAAAGGAUGGAGCUCGACAUACAGCUCGCACCCCUCCAUACUUCACUAUUCGGUUUCAACGGGUCAGAGGUCGCGCCCCUAGGGGAAACCAUGCUCGCUGUCGUUCUAGGGAAAGGUGACUUGCGAAAGGUAAAAAUGGUGAGAUUCGUGGUGGUUGAUGUCGAGUCAGCGUAUAAUGCGAUCUUGGGGAGGCCAUCACUUAAUGCAUUCCAUGCGGUAGUAUCGACCUACCAUAUGAAGCUAAAGUUCCUAGUCGGAGACCAA